AUGGCGCCACAAGUUGUGCUGAUCACCGGAUGCUCGACGGGGAUAGGUCUGGCCACCGCCGUGUGUCUAGCAGCGGAGAAACAACAUGAAUUCAAGGUGUAUGCAACCAUGAGAAAUGUGGGGUCAAAGGGCAAGCUGGAAGCCGCAGCGGGUGACACUCUCAACAAGACGCUCUUCAUCCGGGAACUUGACGUCACCAAGCAGGACACCAUCUCGUCCCUCGUUGACGAGAUCUUGCGGGAAAAUGGGAGAAUUGACGUUCUGGUCAAUAAUGCUGGCUUCAGUGGUGUUGACGGCAUCGACAAGAGAUCCAUUGAGUGGUGUCAGAGCAUGAUGGAUACCAACUACUGGGGCGUGGUCAGAACCACCAGGGCCGUGUUACCAGCAAUGAAGAAACAGAAAUCCGGCCGAAUACUGAAUGUGACAAGCGUCUCCGGUAUAAUAGGUACCCCUUUCUACGCCACCUACGCGUCUAGCAAAUUUGCCGUUGAGGGAUUCUCCGAGUCCAUCGCGGCAGUGUUGCGUGAUGGUUACAAUAUCAGAGUAAGCAUCGUCGAGCCGGGUCCGGUAGCUACCGAACUCAUGGCCAAACUCGUGGCAAACCAGGAAGGGCACACCGAGGGCUUCGACGACAAGCUGAAGGAGAUGUACCUGGCUCGCGCCAAGAACAUCCGCCCCCUCCUGAAGGCGGUGACCCAGAGCGCGGAUGAGAUAGCCAAGCUGCACCUAGAGAUCAUACUGAGCGAGAACCCUCACCUGCGGUACCAGACUAGUCCGGCUAUGAAUAAGAUGGUGGCUGAUAAGUUGAAGGAUACUACUACGGACGCACUACUGGAUGCGCUCAAACGCUGAGAUCCUAGACGAAACAUGUCAUCUAUUUGCCUUUUCGCGAUGUGGUGGACACAGUAAAUUAGUAAGGGUGCAGGCCAGUAGAUAGCCCGAAAUUGCCUACGCCGGCCAAAUCACGAUUUACAUGCCCUAAAUUCACCGGUAUUAGAGCAUUUUGAGCACCAUGCACUUGAGGGUUUGUAAAAAAAAAAAAAAAUAAGGGUGGAAGCCGUUCAGAGGACCUGCUUGAUCAUGUUUCUAUUAAAUUCGGAUGAAAUGUUGCCCUAAAUUGCUAUAUUUUGCAAUGGAGCGUAGGCAUCCUUUUUCAAAAUGGCGAUUGGCCUCAGUACUACUUUUAAGAGUGAUCAUCUUUGGAUGAAAUUUCUCCCAAAAGUCAUUGGUCAACCAAUAUAACAUUGAAUAGAAAAUGAAAGAUGAUGAAAUAAGCUUUAAUUCGAUGUGUAUCUCAAACACCUUGAAGAGUUGUGAGCAUUUUAUUAGUAAAUUUUGGAAGUGCGCGUAAUUGUCACUGAGGACUAUGAAAGUCUAUUUACUGGUCUGCAACUGUAAUAGCGCAUGCCUUCAUAUUGUGUCCGCCAUGUUUCGAAAGGCUAAUGCGUGUGUUUGAGAAGUGAUGGGCAGAGUGUUGCUGUGUGAUUCUGAGGAUUAGGCCUACAUUUGGAAGUCUUUUUAUUUACCUUAUCCUAGAUUCUAGCUAAACUGAUCAAAAAUUAAACCUAUUUUGGGUGAAAAAAAGAGGAAGGCAAGGCAGUGGUAGUUAUUACAGAUACAACUUUAUUUUCCCAAACAUCGUGAUUUCGCAAUGCUUUAUAAAAGCAUCGUCCUAGUUUUCUUGUACUCGCUUGGAUUUUAUUUUCCGUACACGGCAUACCUCAUACUCAGCUACAAUAAACCUUUAAACAUGCAUAUUUUACCUGAUUAUAUUUCAUAUUAUAUAGCACCAUAGGGACAUUGUAUAGCACCAUGAAAAAUGAAACAGAUGAAAUCGCAACAUAGAUGUUUGUACACCUAUUUGCCUUCCACCGCUCAUAAAUUGUACAAGUACAAGGAAUUGCUGUUCUGUUUAACUUGAUUAAGUUAUAAGAAAUAGUUAUCGGGUAACUCUUAUUAGGUUUUAAAAAAAGGGAGAAGUUUUCCUCUUGUUUUAAUAACAUUAUGCUGUCGAAGAUUAUGACCACUUACACCA
Patiria miniata (bat star) is the source of this 2035-nucleotide messenger RNA. RefSeq names its product retinol dehydrogenase 8-like. The transcript has 5 exons. NCBI's taxonomy places the organism in Eukaryota, Metazoa, Echinodermata, Asteroidea, Valvatida, Asterinidae. The record is from RefSeq and is a predicted model, not a curated record. Gene Ontology annotation, molecular function: oxidoreductase activity. The coding region runs from base 1 to 852 and encodes 283 amino acids.